AUGGAAUCCUCGGAGGCGGUACCAACAGGCAAAGGUCGCAAUCAGGAAGCUCGUGAACUAUCACUGUGCCAGACGACGGAGGAGCUCAAGACAUGGAAUCUGAAUGAACGGCAGCAACAGUUAGUCGACGCCAGUGGGCUCGGAAAUCUGAAAUACAUGGGAGAUCUGGCCAUCAACCGCACUAUGCUCAGGGUAUUUUGCGAGCUUUGGAGCAAAGAAACAAACACAGCAAGGUUCCAUGACUUUGAAAUGGCACCAUCACUCAGGGACACUGCCUACAUACUGGGAAUUCCGAUCAUAGGCCGUGCGGUGACCACCGGGGCUGUGCUCAACAUGUCGUCAGAAGAGCUGCUCCUCCAAUACCUUGGCCGAGUUCCUGGUUCAAAGGACUGCAGGGGUAGCCGUGUGAAGCUCUCUUGGUUACACUCCAAGUUUAGUCAGCUCUCGGAGCAUCCCACUGAUAAAGAAAUUGCGUGCAAAACAAGAGCAUAUCUCUUGUACUUGAUUGGAGCAACCCUGUUUUCAGACAAAGACAAGGGCUAUGUCUCUCCAAAGUACUUACCACUCUUGUCGGACUUUGACAAGGUACGAGAGUACGCAUGGGGCACUGCUGCUCUUGCUCAUCUUUACAAGGCUCUCUCUGCAUUAGCGUCUUCUCACUCUAUUGCCAGAAAAAGACUAUUCGGCAGCGCCACUCUGCUCAUGGGGUGGAUAUAUGAAUAUAUUCCAGCGAUGCGCCCUGAAAUGGAGGAUGAUCCAGCACUUGUCGUCCCACGAGUAUGCAGGUGGGCCGGGCACGCAAUAUCCCAACCAGCAAAGGAAGCUUCAGAUAUCAGAAAAGCUUUCAGUCAGCUUCGAGUUUCAGAUGUGAACUGGGAACCUUACAAGGGUAUGGAUCCUGCAUCUAUUCCCAACAUCUGCUCGGCACCCGAUAGCAUCUGCUUCUCCAGAACAUGGCUGAUCAACUUUAACGUGAGGGAAGUAUAUCUCCCAGAUCGAUUUGCUCGUCAGUUUGGUCAAGAACAGCAUCCGGCCGGCGAUGUUGGUGGGUUCCAGCGACAUCAGUGGAACGCGUCAGUGGAUUGGAGCCUGGAGUAUGCAUCAGAGAUCAAACAUUUCGAGCAGUUGAUCAAUGCUACUCGUCCUGAUCAUACAGCAGUUGCUGCCACUUGUAAAACGACUGAGGAUGUUUUUACGCCAGCGAGCACGGCACGAGAAUUUCCUGGUCUCAAAUUGCUUGCAGUGGUGGAAAGCAUCAAGAAGGAGCUCCCAACCAUCACGCGAUUUCUGGAGCAACGGUCACUUCCCGUCGAGGUAGCCACGUCGUUUGCUCGGAUCCAUGAACUACUGGAGGAUUCUAACUUGAAGGAAGGAAAUGCCGCAGUGGAUGCUGGGGGCGAGGGGACCUCUGAGUUGACUGCACCGCACCCUCCUGCCAUUCCACCGCAUGGGCCUGUGCCUGAUGAAGCGGUGCAGAACGGCAGCGAUCAUCCUGCGCCGGAAUGCUGUGACAAGCCGACGGGGGAGGAGGAGGAGGAGGAGGGAGACGGCAAGGCGGGGGAAGAGGAGGCAUCGGAAGGGAGCGAGGACAGUGAGGAGGACGGAGGCCAUAAGGGGCGGAAGCGACCGCCGCUUCGGAGGAGCAAUCGAAGCUGCGUGCAGGCCAAGAGGUUCAAGAACCGGGGAGCGAAAGGGUCCCAAGCCUCUGACCCCAUCGUGCUGUGA
Triticum turgidum subsp. durum (durum wheat) is the source of this 1725-nucleotide messenger RNA. The record is from the annotation of a GenBank genome assembly. Lineage: Eukaryota; Viridiplantae; Streptophyta; Magnoliopsida; Poales; Poaceae.